AUGGAUAGCAUGAGUGAGGCAUUUGAUCAAAUGCAAAUGGUCAAGGAUGUUCUAGCCAACAGUGAUAAAGUUUCAGAGGUCCUACAAGAGUCUACUCAUCAGUUCAACCUGCUUACUUCACCCACCUUCCUACCAAAGGUCAAGGAUCAAGGGAAAUUCACUCUCCCUUGCACACUUGGGCAUCUUGAGAUUGACAAUGCCUUAGUGGAUUCUGGAGCAAGCAUCAAUCUGAUCUCUCUCUCCAUGGCAGAGAAGCUAGGCAUUGCUGGAGCCUUGCAGCGCCCUACUACUUCAAUCAUGUUUGGAGAUGCAACUUCUAAGUCUCCUCUUGGAGUGUUCAAGAACUAUCACUUGAAAAUUGGAGAAUGCAUCAUCCAAACUGAUCUCACUGUGAUGGAAAUGGAAGAAGAGAAGGAUUUGCCUUGUUAUUGGGAACCCCUUUCCUUACCUAGAGGUUCAGACUUUUGUGCCACAAUUGACAGUACCAAUCUCAGUUCUAAGAGUCAUGGAGCUACAAAGGUUGUGAAGGAAAGGGUUGACAAAGAACCAAGAGUUGGGAAGGAUAAGGAUGAGAGAGGACCAAGGAUUGAGAAGCCACGUCUUGAGAGGGCUAGAGUUGAGAAACCACGAUCUGAUAGGCCACGAGCUGAGCGACUUGUUCAAGCCCCUUGUGUGCUUGAUGAAGAGAGCCUUCAAGCUUUGUUUGAUGAGCCACUAGGAAGGGCUCUAAAAGAAGGGGAGGAUGCAGCCUCUAAGGCAAGACCAGGAGAUAAAAGAAAGGAUCCACCAGCUCAGGCCCCUUCAGUCAAGCCAUCUCAGCUCACAAUGACCUUGUUCCCCACCAAGUUUGAAAAUGGGAAGAUUGAGUACAAGAUAAGGUACAAGGGGAGAUCAAGGCCAUUCUCUAGAGCCAAGGCCUUGGUGACUUCAGAACAGUCCAGGGACCCAACCAAGCUAAAGGAGCUUCUGUCUCAAGUCCUCACUAUCACCCUUGAUGGUGGGACUAGCUCAACCAAUGCCUAA
Messenger RNA from Microthlaspi erraticum, 1023 nucleotides. Lineage: Eukaryota; Viridiplantae; Streptophyta; Magnoliopsida; Brassicales; Brassicaceae. The record is from the annotation of a GenBank genome assembly.